AUGGCUACCAGAACUAUGUUUACGCCUCAGUUCAUUUUCCAAGCCUCACGAUGUGUUCUACGACCGCAAACUCUCCGUCCGUCGCAAGCUACACGGAGCUUGUCUUGCAGCGCAUGCCGUCGCCAGAGCGAAAGCGAAGCCAGGAAAUGGACAACGCCACUGGCGAAACAACUUGCAGAUGCGAUUUCGAUUACCGGUCCUGUCCCCUUGGCCAGUUAUAUGCGCAUGUGCAUGACGGGUGAUAUUGGAGGCUACUACACCGGCCUGAUUGAACAAGGAAGAGAUCAGUUCGGAACCAAGGGCGACUUUGUUACAUCACCGGAGAUCUCACAGAUAUUUGGCGAGCUUGUGGGCAUCUGGUUCGUCACAGAGUGGAUGAGCCAGGGCAAGCCGAAUAAGGGCGUCGAGUUGAUCGAGCUGGGACCAGGCCGAGGAACCCUAAUGGACGACAUACUCAGGACAGUCCAGAACUUUAAGGAGUUCGCCAGUAGCAUUGAUGCCAUAUACAUGGUGGAAGCAAGCCCAACGCUGCGGGAGGCGCAGAAAAGCCUCCUGUGCGGACCAGAUGCCGCCAUGACCGAGUCCAAGAUUGGCCAUCACAGCAUAUCCAAGUACGGCAACAUCCCCAUCGUUUGGACCGGAGUCGUUAAGGCCAUCCCGGAAGGCCCGGAAAAGAUGCCCCUUAUGGUGGCGCACGAAUUCUUCGACGCUUUGCCCAUACAUGCCUUCCAGAGCGCGAAGAAAGCGCCUCCUCCCAUACCUCCUCGGACGCCAACCCCAAGCCCGCCAAACUUACCAACCCAGCCAGAGCCUUCCGUCGUGGAGGCUGCCCCCCUUCCCGUGUUCGAAUGGCGCGAGCUCGUGGUUUCGCCCACACCACCGGAUGCGACCCACGCAACGCUCAACACACCCACGUCUGAACAGAAAGAGAUGGUACCAGAGUUCCAGCUCACCCUCUCCCCGGCCCCGACGAAGCAUGCUCUUUAUGUACCAGAGUCAUCCCAGCGCUACCGAGCUCUGAAGUCCGUACCGGGCUCCGUGAUCGAGGUCUGUCCCGACGCGAGCAUGUUCGCCGGUGACCUCGCCGCCCGCAUCGGCGGCACGGCCGAGGCGCCGAGAAAGCGGCCCGCCGGGGCUGCCCUGAUUCUCGAUUACGGCACCGAGGACACGAUACCGAUCAACUCAUUGCGCGGUAUUCGUCGCCACCGUCGUGUCAACCCCUUCACCGAGCCUGGGCUCGUCGAUCUUAGCGCUGAUGUAGAUUUUGCUGCCCUCGCUGAGGCUGUCACCGAAGCGAGUGACGGUGUCGAGGUGCAUGGCCCGGUUGAGCAGGCGGCCUUCCUCGGUCAGAUGGGCAUCAAAGAGAGGGCAGAGAUGCUGAGCAACCGGGCUGGCCUGCCGAAAGAGAGGGCUGAGGAUAUCGAGAAGUCAUGGCGCAGGCUGGUGGAUAGGGGCCCUGGGGGUAUGGGCAAGGUCUACAAGGUCAUGGCGAUUUUACCGGAGAACGACGGGCAGAGACGGCCGGUCGGGUUCGGCGGCGAUGUUUGA
Verticillium alfalfae VaMs.102 is the source of this 1548-nucleotide messenger RNA. RefSeq names its product DUF185 domain-containing protein. Gene Ontology annotation, cellular component: mitochondrion. Gene Ontology annotation, molecular function: protein-arginine omega-N symmetric methyltransferase activity. The record is from RefSeq and is a predicted model, not a curated record. NCBI's taxonomy places the organism in Eukaryota, Fungi, Ascomycota, Sordariomycetes, Glomerellales, Plectosphaerellaceae. The transcript has 2 exons. Gene Ontology annotation, biological process: mitochondrial respiratory chain complex I assembly. Bases 1 to 1548 code for a protein of 515 amino acids.